CGGGCGCCGUGACUGUAACGCGAUAGCUGCUCAGCUCAAAAGAGCGAUCACUCACACACACGCUGCACACACAGCUCGCAGGCAGACGCGGGACGCACGCUGGUGUCAGAGCGGAGCAGGAGCGGAGCGGAGCGCAGGGCUUGUGAAGCGGAGAGCGGCGCGGUGUGAGACAGGAGAAGACCGCUCGUUUAGUACCCUGCCCUGAUUGCUUCCAGUUUGAUUUUCUUGGGAAAGCUGCGUCCGACGCUCGGAGCGCGGCGGUGGGCUUCAGAUCGCUGCAGGAGAAGCGGACACCCCGUGUGCGUAAAAUACGCAGGAGCUGCAGAGGAGGAGAUACUCGGACUGUGUCGGAACUUGACGCGACCCUGGAGCCGCUGUCCAGACUCUCCACCAGAACUUUGCUCCCUCGCUGUUCCUUGGAUGAGUUUUUCGAGCAUCACUCCGAUGUUGUUGUUCCCCAGAAUGGUCAUGUCAUAACAUCGGAGGUCUUUUCAUUUAAAAGGUUCCCAGAUUUUGGCUUCGACCGAAGCGGAUGUGGAAUUUUGUGUUUUUGAGCGACUGCAGCGUUUAAAUCCAACAAAGUGGAAACAGCAGACAGUCACAUUGUUUUUUUGCAUAUUUUUUUUUCUUUUUUGCCUGAUCAGAGAUGGAUUUUCCCACCACGCUGGUUGGAUUUUUAAUAACACUGUGUCACUUAGGAUGUGGAGUCGGAGGACAGAGCAAUUCAGAUUGUGGAGGCGUCCUGGACGCCAGCAAGCCCGGCUACAUCACCUCGCCCGGUUAUCCUCUGGAGUACCCGCCUCAUCAGAACUGCCACUGGGUCAUCCAGGCGCCGGAGACCUCGCAGCGCAUCGUCCUCAACUUCAACCCUCACUUCGAGAUCGAGAGGCUCGACUGCAAGUAUGACUUCAUAGAGAUCCGCGAUGGGACCUCAGAAAGCGCUGACGUUUUGGGCCGUCACUGCAGCAACAUCGCCCCGCCACCCAUCAUCUCAUCUGGGCCCUCAAUCCAGAUCAGAUUCGUCUCAGAUUACGCUCAUCAGGGCGCCGGGUUCUCUCUACGCUACGAGAUCUUUAAAACAGGGUCGGAAUUCUGUUUCCGCAACUUCACCAGCCUGUCCGGAAUGAUCGAGUCCCCGGGCUUCCCGGACAAAUACCCGCACAAUCUGGAGUGCUCCUACAUGAUCAUGGCUCCGCCCCACAUGGACAUCACCCUCACCUUCCUCACGUUUGACCUGGAGAAUGACCCCCUCAUGGUGGGCGAGGGCGACUGCAAGUACGACUGGCUGGAGGUGUGGGACGGCCUUCCGCAAGCGUCUCCUCUGAUUGGUCGGUACUGCGGGACAAAGAUCCCCCCGGAGAUCCAGUCGUCCUCCGGCCUGCUGUCCCUGUCCUUCCACACAGACAUGGCCGUAGCCAAAGACGGCUUCUCCGCACGCUACAACAUCACCCACAAAGAAGUCGCCGACUCAUUCCACUGUAGCAACGCGCUCGGCAUGGAGUCGGGGAAGAUCAGCGACGACCAAAUCACGGCUUCAACCAGCUUCUACGACAACCGCUGGUUGCCGCGGCAGGCCCGCCUCAACAACGACGACAACGCCUGGACGCCUUCAGAGGACAGCAACAAGGAGUACAUACAGGUUGACCUCCACUUCCUAAAGGUGUUGACUGGGAUAGCAACACAGGGGGCCAUAUCCAAAGAGACCCAGAAGGCUUAUUACGUCACUUCCUUCAAACUGGAGAUCAGCACCAAUGGAGAGGACUGGAUGGUUUACCGACACGGCAAGAACCACAGGAUCUUCCACGCCAACACAGACCCGACCGAAGUGGUCCUGAACCGCAUCCCACAGCCGGUUUUGGCUCGCUUCGUCCGGAUCCGGCCUCAAGCUUGGAAGAAUGGAAUCGCGCUGAGAUUUGAGCUCCAUGGAUGCCAGAUCACAGGCGCUCCGUGCUCGGACCUGCAGGGCUUGAUGUCCGGCCUGCUCCCUGAUGCCCAGAUCUCGGUGUCGUCCAGCAGAGACGUGAUGUGGAAUCCCAGCACGGCUCGGCUUGUGGCAAGUCGUUCGGGUUGGUUCCCUGCGCCUACGCAGUCUCUGGCUGGAGAGGAGUGGCUCCAGGUGGACCUUGGUGUUCCCAAGACCGUCCGGGGAGUCAUUACCCAGGGAGCGCGGGGAGGAGACCCAGGAAGUGGACCUGCCACAGACAACCGCGCGUUUGUCAGGAAAUACAAAGUCGCACACAGCCUGAAUGGAAAAGACUGGAACUUCAUCAUGGAUGUAAAGACCAGCCAACCUAGGUUAUUUGAGGGCAACACGCAAUACGACACUCCGGAGCUGCGUCAUUUUGAGGAGACGGUGGCGCAGUACAUCAGGCUGUAUCCAGAGCGGUGGUCCCCAGGAGGGAUUGGGAUGCGAGUGGAGAUCAUUGGAUGCGACCUUCCAGAAAUCAGCACUCCAACCACGACCACAACUACAACUACGACUCCCACCCCAGAAGCCACCACAGUCCCCAACAUGACUACAGCAGCCACCCCUCCUUCAUCUCUUGGCAUGUGCGACUUUGACCACGACCUGUGCGGAUGGACACAGGACCCUGGCGCCUCACUGCUCUGGUCGAGGCGUAAACAAUCGUUGAACAAUUACCUGUACCUGGACGUGAGCCUGAAGAACCUGGAGCAGCGCGCUCGCCUCGUGAGCCCGGUGGUGCCCGCCGACGCCGGACCCCUCUGCCUCCUUUUCUCCUACCAGAUGUGGGGGGAUUCCCAGGGCAACCUGAAUGUGUUUCUGCGGGACGACCUCAAUGACGAGGUUCUCCUGUGGUCGCUCCGCGACAAUCACACCACAGUCUGGAAAGAAGGCCGGACCAUCGUGCCACGCUCCCCAAAACAAUUCCAGGUUGUGAUAGAGGGUUUCUUUCAUCACAGCACCAGAGGACACAUCUGGAUAGACAACCUCCACAUGAGUGCAAGCUCCCCUCUGAAAGAGUGCACAGAACCCUUCUCUGCGUUUUCUCCAGAAAACCCAGGCACCAAACACAUUGGAGAUGGGAGGCUUUCCAUGGGCAGAGACCCUCUUGGCAGUGGUUUGCAUAACCCAGACUGGAACGUGCCAACGUCCCCAUCAUCAGAUCCUCCAGUGACACACACCUCAGAAAAAGAUAACUCGUGGUUAUACACAUUGGACCCCAUCCUGGUCACAAUCAUCGUCAUGAGCUCCCUGGGCGUCUUGCUCGGGGCAGUGUGCGCCGGCCUCCUCCUGUACUGCACGUGCUCCUACAGUGGGCUCUCGUCACGAUCCUCCACCACUCUGGAGAACUACAACUUCGAAUUGUACGAUGGCCUCAAGCACAAAGUCAAACUCAACCAGCAGCGCUGCUGCACUGAAGCAUGAGAGAAGUGAUGAGGAAAAGAUACAGGCAUUUUGUGAAAAUCUCUCUCUGUUUUCUUCAUCUUUGCCAACUUUAGUGUUCCUCAGUGGUGCAGGUCUCAGUGAGAACUUGUUUGGAGAACGCAGCACCGUCCAGUAUUGGCAGUUGUUUCUGCAAAUGCAUCAACGACUGAGAGACCAGGGUUACCUCCAUGGACUGCUUCACUGCAGGGAUGACAGGCCUCAAACACUGAAUAUCAACACAUAUCAAUUGCUGAAUCCCGGGUCACGUAAAGAGAACUGCUUCUAAAUGCGUCAUAGAUAAGUCUAGUUUUGCAACUGGAUACUGUAAACUACACAGACAGAUUUGGAUACGUUGUGUUGGAAAGGUGGUAGGAUAGGAAUAAGUUUAGAAAAGAGUAUUUUUUGAUCACCUGUGAACACAGUGGCCUAGAACUUAGCUCCUUUGUAAGGCCCCUUGACUCUUUUGUUCCUGCUACACACUCAGUUGGCCCUUCAGUUUCUUUCCCUCUGUGGUAUUUUUAGUUGAGUUUCUACUCAAUCACUUUAUUUUUGUUUAAUGUUUUCUUUCGGGCCAGUUUCCAGGCCUGUGGUUAAAGAUAAGUUGGGGAAAAGAAGAGGUGAAGAAAGUAUAUAUAGAUAUAUAUGUAUGUGUGUGUGUGUGUGUGUGUGUGUGCGUAUGUAUGGGUGUAUGUAGAGGUAGGGAGGGAAGCAUUCUUUUACUGAUGGAAAGGUGUUAUUGUUAGAUUUAGUUGUUACUGAUUCCUGUCAAAGAGAAGGUCGUGUUUACAUUGGCGGCAAAUCAGAAAAGGUCAAGGAGAUUUGGACGGUGCAACCUAUGGAUUGCUGGUUGGGGCAGAGACCGAAAACCCUGAAGGAAGCAAAUCAAACGAAAGAACAAACGAGACUGUGACUGACAGAGCACUCGAAUUCCCCCAUGCUUCUCCCUCCCAGGAGCUUUUGCUCGCUCUGUGCUUUCAAAAAAACAAAAAGAACAAAUGGGAUCAGAAUCAAACCAUAGACAUAUCCGAUCAACAGAGCGACUGUGUGCCCAGAUGCACAACAAGCCUUAAAAGCAAAGCAUUGUGUGUGGAAAUGCUGGGGGGUAGGGGGGUAAAAAGGAUUGUCGAGGCAACAUCGAGACAUUUUUACACGUGGACCUCAAAAGCCAUGAUUUAAAGGACCUAUUCCAUCUUUCCUCCAACACACACAAGCAUCCACCUCAAUUUAUUGGCUAAUGGUGGCCUACUUUGGGAAUCUUUUCUUUUUUAUCACUGCAUACCAGCCAAGCUUUUUUUGUCAUUGCUUUUUUUAUGUAUUUGUUUUACGACACGGUUUUGAACCAGUCAGAGACUUGUAAGCCAUGAUAAGAAAGAGGACGAACAAGAACGAUCUCAGCAUUCAUUCCUGAGCACAUGAAUACACAGACACCUCACUUGUGCAGUUGAACGUAGAUGUCUACAUACACCGCAUGACCUUUUUCUCCAUCGCCCGACAAUAAAUCCGACUAAACAGUUACUGUCAUAAGUCAGUUACCAAUAAUAAAUGCCAGAAUAAUGAGGGAAAAAAAGCAUUUUUAAACUGUGAAUUGGUUCACUCUGUUCCUUCUGCAAACUUUCCUCAAUAGUUUGCUGAAAUGUUGGCCUAUUGCUCAAGACAGAACUGGUGAAACUGCCAGGUAUUUAGUAUGUCUUGAGUCCACACAGCUUUUCAGCUCUGCCCACAAUUUAUACGGGACUACAACACUCCAAAACAUUUAUUUUGUUGUCGUCAAGUCACUUUGUAGCUAACUUGACACUAUGCUUAGCUUCAAGGCCAAUCUAUAAAAAAUUCCAUGCAAUUUUCUUUCAUUUUAGUACAAUCCAUUUUGUGAAGUGCACCAGUUCCUACACUUCUGGAUUUAAUAACCUUAUACGGUAAAAGUUAGUCAGACAAUGAAAAAAGGUUGUGCAUAUUUUUCCAAUGUAUAAAUAUCUGGUUUCAACUGAAUGUACUGUUGUAUAUACAGAACAUUGAGUACACAGUCAACCCGUAAUGUUUGGACACACACAUGCCUGUUUGAAACACCCACUCCAGCUUAGAAAUGACGUUCAACGGGUUCACUGUAGAAGCGCACUCAUUUCGUUCACCCUCACUCUCGGCAUCUUUCGUCCUCGGAGGCCCACAUUGAUGGACCCCACUGACUCUCUUCAAAGUGCCUUGGAGCCUCGGGGAUCCAGUUUGCCUUUGGAGCCGGCAUAAAAUAUACUCAUUUGACACUGACAGUGACAAUUACAGCGCCCUCUUUUGACUGGGAGGGCUAAGAGGAAAGAAAAAACAAAAAACAUGAGAGGACAAGAUUCCCCCACCCUGUUUUUUUUCGCACUACUAGGACUGCUGUUGUUGUUAUUUUAAAGGGGUCUUUGUACAGAAAUGCUCUUUUAUGAUUGUUAUUAUAAUUAUUGUUAUGAUUAUUUAAUAAAGGAUUUAUACCAUA
Messenger RNA from Poeciliopsis prolifica (blackstripe livebearer), 5861 nucleotides. It is a transcript of the gene nrp2a, whose product is annotated as neuropilin 2a. The transcript is spliced from 18 exons. Gene Ontology annotation, molecular function: vascular endothelial growth factor receptor activity; semaphorin receptor activity. The coding region runs from base 647 to 3388 and encodes 913 amino acids. The record is from RefSeq and is a predicted model, not a curated record. NCBI's taxonomy places the organism in Eukaryota, Metazoa, Chordata, Actinopteri, Cyprinodontiformes, Poeciliidae. Gene Ontology annotation, biological process: axon guidance; vascular endothelial growth factor signaling pathway; angiogenesis. Gene Ontology annotation, cellular component: membrane.